AUAAUUUAUUUGUCUUAUUUAAUCUUUCCAUACAUAACAAUAUAGGAACAUAUAGUUUAAGGAGCAAAGAUGGUUUUUCUUAGAGUAAUAAAGAAUAAGGCCUAUUUUAAACGUUUUCAAGUAAAAUAUCGCCGUCGCAGAGAAGGAAAAACCGAUUAUCAUGCCCGCCGUAGGCUGGUACUUCAGGAUAAGAACAAAUACGAUUCUCCCAAGUAUCGUUUUGUCGUACGUAUCACAAACAAGAGAGUAAUAUGUCAAAUUGUCUCGUCUACAAUCGUAGGUGACAAGGUACAUGCCUGUGCUGACUCAUCAGAGUUGGUACAUUAUGGUGUUAAACUUGGUUUGACCAAUUAUGCUGCUGCUUACUGUACUGGUUUACUCCUGGCUCGUCGUUUACUUACCAAGCUAAACUUAGAUAGUCAGUUUGUUGGUAAAGUUGAGGCUGAUGGUGAGGUCUUUCAUGUCGAAGAGGAGGAUCAUGAAAGGAGACCAUUCAAAGCACUUCUUGAUGUUGGCAUCAAGAUUGUUACCACUGGUAACAGAGUCUUUGGCGCAUUGAAGGGUGCAUGUGAUGGUGGUUUACACAUUCCUCACAGUGAAAAGAGAUUCCCCGGAUAUAGUGUGGAUGAAGAAAAUAAUGGGUCUUAUGAUGCUGAGGCUCAUCGCGAACGUAUUUUUGGUCUUCAUGUCGCAAAAUAUAUGAGCGAAUUGAAGGAGGAGGAUCCAGAACGUUAUGCCAAGCAAUUUAGUGCUUAUAUCAGAGCCGGUAUUGAUAGCGAUAACAUUGAGAACAUGUAUUCAACUGCCCAUGAGAACAUCAGGAAGUCACCUAUUUUGCCAGAGAAGAAGAAGGGUGUUUACAAGAGAGAAAGAAAGGGUCAUACUAUCUAUACCAAUUCUGGAUCAUACAUCAGAAACAGGAAGAUUACCAAGGAACAAAGAAGAGAAAGAGUCAAACAAAAGAUUGCAUUGUGUGUACAAGAUUCUUGA
Molecule: messenger RNA, 990 nt
Organism: Theileria equi strain WA
Lineage: Eukaryota; Apicomplexa; Aconoidasida; Piroplasmida; Theileriidae
Product: 60S ribosomal protein L5e, putative
Exons: 5
Coding region: 70-990 (306 amino acids)
Biological process (GO): translation; ribosomal large subunit assembly
Cellular component (GO): cytosolic large ribosomal subunit; ribosome
Molecular function (GO): 5S rRNA binding; structural constituent of ribosome
Source: RefSeq, a predicted model, not a curated record